Messenger RNA from Diachasma alloeum, 1789 nucleotides. RefSeq names its product SET domain-containing protein SmydA-8 (gene SmydA-8). Gene Ontology annotation, molecular function: protein binding. NCBI's taxonomy places the organism in Eukaryota, Metazoa, Arthropoda, Insecta, Hymenoptera, Braconidae. The transcript has 8 exons. The coding region runs from base 87 to 1565 and encodes 492 amino acids. The record is from RefSeq and is a predicted model, not a curated record.
UUACGCGCUCGUCUUUUUCUCGCGACUCUGAGAAGCAAUCACAACUUGAUCAUUCACUGUCGCAAUUAUCCUUGAUUUUCCUAAAAAUGGAUGAUCCUGAGAGAAUGGAGCACCUCAUCCGUCGCCACCUGUCCUCCCACGGUCUCCCAGCCUCGGAGGACCAGCCCUGGUGCGUCAGAUCCUCAAAAUUGAACGGGCGCGGUCUCUUCGCCGCCCGGGACAUCAAACAGGGCGAGGAGAUAGUGCUCGACGCUCCGGUCAUCCUCGGCCCCAGGUGCUACGACAAACACCCCCCCAUGUGCGUCAACUGCCACAAAACGGGCGUCACCCUCUUCCCCUGCGACCGGGGCUGCGGCCUUCCCGUUUGCUCCGACACGUGCGAAAAUGCGAGAGAACACGUGGAGAGGGAGUGCGAAACACUGAAAAAGUGGAGACCUAACUGCGGGUCCAUGUUCUCCAAGGAACUCCUGAUGUCGGUACUUCCGGUUCGUUCACUAGCUCUUGGGGACGAGGAUAAGGAACUCAUAGUGGCGAUGAAGGGUCACAAGGGGCCACUUCAUGGUAGAGAGAUAGACUUAUUGAAAGGGAAUUUGGAUGGAGGGAUAGACCCCAUGGAGGAGGAGUUUAUGCUGAAGGUCUGCAGAGUGAUGGAUACGAAUGCAAUGGAGACAGGAACUCUCGCUGACGAUUCGAGAGCGAUAAGUUUGAGGGCUCUUUACCCCAUCGGGGCGAUGCAGAACCACUCGUGCACCCCUAACACCCGUCAUUACUUCAAGGCUAAUGACGUGAUGAGCCUUUGCGCUACUGUGAAGAUCAAGGAGGGCGAGGAGCUGACGAUGACGUACAUCAGCCCCCUCUGGGACACUUUCAUCAGGAGGAGAUAUCUUAUGAUGUCGAAGCACUUUGAGUGCAGGUGCCGAAGGUGUUCGGAUCCUUCCGAAUAUGGAAGCAAUGUUGGAGCAAUGCGGUGUGCAAACAUGGACUGCUAUGGUCUCAUGCUCCCUGAUGAUCCUCUGAGCUGGACGACACCCUGGACCUGUGAAAAAUGCGACCAAAAGGUUUCAUCCCGCCAGAUUAAGGCAAUCAUCUCGGGAAUUGACUCCAUCAUAAAUACGUAUUUGUACGAAUCCCCUCGAGACAUUCUCAAAUUCGUUAGGGGAGAAUUGAAAGUUCUCGUUCCAGAGAUGAAUAGCUCGAUGUUACAAAUGAAGUAUCGAAUUGUCUCGUAUUUCGGGAGGACUGAAGGACUUCAUUUCAAAGAUUUAACAGAUGAAGAACUACAAAUAAAAUCUAAAUACUGCCAGGAUCUACUCGAUAUGAUAGAGAAAUUGCAGCUGGGUGAUUGUCAACUGAAAGGAUUCAUUUUGUACGAAUUAUACUGCACAAAAAAUGAAGAAUUUUCCCGAAGAAACUAUGAAAUAUCUUCCCUAAAGUCAACGGAAUUCACCAGGGAAGCCCUGAAAAUCCUCGACAAAGCUGUAGAGAUUCUGCAGGAUGACGUAGCAUCGCCGGAUGAUCUAAAGUCCCUCAAGCCUCCACAUACCUCAACACGCACUCACCCCUGAUUAUAUUGAUCAAACAUGAAUACCCAUCACGGCACCCACCAGUGCCCCGUACAGUCCUCCUCUCCACAAUAAAACGCCCAUGGAAUUCAUCAAUAAACACUGUUGAAUGUCCCUGGCACAUCAUCUCGAAUUCCCAACCAGAAAUCCGUAAUUUAACUGAAGUGAAAAAUAAUUAAUUUUUUUAGAUUUUUCAAUUUUUUUUCAAACAAAAAUUCUUUGAUUUU